Melanaphis sacchari is the source of this 356-nucleotide messenger RNA. RefSeq lists its product as uncharacterized. Lineage: Eukaryota; Metazoa; Arthropoda; Insecta; Hemiptera; Aphididae. The transcript has 3 exons. The record is from RefSeq and is a predicted model, not a curated record. Bases 11 to 325 code for a protein of 104 amino acids.
UGGAAGACCAAUGUGCCUAAUGCAAGAUUCUGGUUUUCAAAAAAUAAUAAAUCCAAUACUUAAAGCCUUUGAACCUAAUUCUAUAUCUAUAAAUCCACAAAACAUAAGAAGUCAUGUAUCUGCUACUGCUUUAAAAAUAGUUGCUGAAAUUUCUGACGAUAUGAAAUAUAAGAUGGUUUCAUUGAAAGUAGAUGGAGUUUCAAGACAUAAUAAGUCAUUUUUGGGAGUCAAUGUUCAAUAUAUGCACAAAGAUACAUUGACUUUAAAAAUUAAAACCUUGGCCAUUUUCGAGCUUGUUGAACGCCAUUCCUCGAAAUACUUAUAAGAUACAUUGCUUAAUGUUAUAAGUAAAUAUG